UGUCUCACUUUUCUCCUACCCAUGUUUGAUUUUCUAUGACAUUAUUAACAACACACCAAAUCAUUUCUCCCCCUCUCUAGCUAGCUAUCUCUCAAUCCAUGGCUCUUCCAAUCCUCUUCCUACUCUUCCUCGCCAUUCCCUUCUCCGAAUCCAAGCUCUCCAUAGACUACUACAAAAAAACAUGCCCCGACUUCGAGAGCAUUGUCCGUGACACCGUGACUUCAAAACAAAUCGCCAAUCCCACCACCGCGGCAGGCACUCUCCGCCUCUUCUUCCACGACUGCAUGGUUGAAGGCUGCGACGCUUCCAUCCUCAUCUCCUCCAACUACGUUAACACUGCAGAGCGUGACGCCGACAUCAACCAAUCCCUCUCGGCAGACGCCUUUGACCUCGUGGCACGUGCCAAGACCGCCCUCGAGCUCGCCUGCCCCGGCAUUGUCUCCUGCUCCGAUAUACUCGCCUUAGCCACCCGCAACCUCGUCACGAUGGUCGGCGGUCCGUUCUACAAAGUCCGCUUGGGACGGAAAGACGGACAGGUUUCCAAAUCUUCACUAGUGGAAGGAAAUCUCCCAAGAAGCAACCAAACCCUAGACGACAUGAUCAAAUUCUUCGCUACAAAAGGCUUCACACUCCAAGAAAUGGUGGCUUUAUCCGGUGCACACACAAUUGGAUUCUCUCACUGCAAAGAAUUCACCGACCGGAUUUUCAAUUACAACAAAACUACACCAACAGAUCCUGACAUGUACCCAAACUAUGCUCAAGGGCUCAAGAAAAUUUGUGCAGACUACAAAACGAACAUCGCCAUGUCCGCUUUCAACGAUGUGAUUACGCCCGGCAAGUUCGAUAACAUGUAUUAUCAGAAUCUGAAGAGAGGGCUGGGGUUGUUGGCUACGGAUCAUGCACUUGUUAAGGACCCGAGGACGAGACCUUUUGUGGAGUUGUACUCGACGGACCAGGCUGCCUUUUUCAAAGCUUUUUCUCAUGCUAUGGAGAAGCUUAGCCAUCAUGGAAUUAAGACUGGACGUAAAGGUGAGGUCAGGCACAGGUGUGAUGCGUUUAACUCGAUUAACGCUUAAUGUUGAAGAAAAACAUUAUCGUCACGAGAUGUCAUUAGCCACGGAUUAAAUUCACCGGAGAGUAAAAGUGAGGGAAUAAUUUUUUUUUUUUAUUCAAUUUGUCAUAUUAUAUAAAUUUUUAUGUAUCAUGGUGAUGAUAAUGAAGAUAUAUGGAUGAUUAUAUCAUAUUUGGGAGUUUGUCAUAUUUUCUAGGGAAAAUUUACAAAAAGUUCAAAAAAAUUUAGUUUUAAUG
Pyrus x bretschneideri (Chinese white pear) is the source of this 1308-nucleotide messenger RNA. Its product is annotated as peroxidase 41-like. Gene Ontology annotation, molecular function: peroxidase activity; heme binding. Gene Ontology annotation, biological process: response to oxidative stress; hydrogen peroxide catabolic process. The record is from RefSeq and is a predicted model, not a curated record. The coding region runs from base 99 to 1076 and encodes 325 amino acids. The transcript has a single exon. NCBI's taxonomy places the organism in Eukaryota, Viridiplantae, Streptophyta, Magnoliopsida, Rosales, Rosaceae.